This is a messenger RNA of Exserohilum turcica Et28A, 1191 nucleotides long. RefSeq lists its product as uncharacterized. The coding region runs from base 1 to 1191 and encodes 396 amino acids. The record is from RefSeq and is a predicted model, not a curated record. NCBI's taxonomy places the organism in Eukaryota, Fungi, Ascomycota, Dothideomycetes, Pleosporales, Pleosporaceae. The transcript is spliced from 2 exons.
AUGACAACGCGCGUCUACAGUUGCUCUCUUUCGAUCGGCACUAUUCUCUGGCAAUGUGUCUUUCUACUUAUCUACUCAUGCGCAAUAAUUCUUGUUCCACCGAGAAAAAAGGUCUAUCGGCAACUUAGCGUCGUUGCCUUAGCCUACAUCACCUACCUCACACAGAAAAGCCUGCUCGAAACUUGUCUCAACCCGCACUGGCGGGGAAUCGGGUCCCCCUUACUCUGGAUACAGUUCCUCAGCGCAUCCGAGUUAAUCACGAUCUCUUCCGUAUCCACAUUUACCUUCUUCGAAACUUGCCAAUCCUCGAAGCUCUCCACUGUUGCUGCUAUCUUUCAAGGAAUGCUGUUGCUCUGGAAUCUCCGCAGAAUUGGGACCUCGUGGUCAGCCAAGAAUGUUCCUCCAAGGACUCAGCAAAGCUUUAUCCAAUUUGUCGCCGGCAGAUUCCUUUGGCAGUCUUUCGCCUAUGUCCUAUUGGAUCUCUGUGUAUCUGCCCCUGGUCCAAGCCAGCAUUUAUUGCAAGUACCGAAACAGACGUUGUGGAGACUGUCGGGUCUUUCGGUCGAAGAUGCCGUAUUUCGGAUAGUCGGUUCGAUAUCUUUCUGGAUCACUGUCGCUAUUUUGCUAUUUUUUCUACACGGCACGGCAAGUACCAUCGGCGUAAUUUUGAAUCUAUGGCAGCCCAGCGACUGCGCCCCUCUAUUUGGAUCUUUCCGUGAAGCUUACAGUCUUCGUAAGUUUUGGGGUGACAAGGUCUGGCACCAGUGUCUGCGCCAAAGCCUUUGCGAAUUUGCAGAUGCGUUUACCCAUUCAUUGCUCCGCAUACCACCGGGCACUCUACUGUCACGCUAUACACGGCUGACAUUGGCUUUUGCUUUAUCGGGAGCAGUUCAUCACGCUUCGGACUUAGCCAUGGGCAUACCCCUCCAAGAAGCCGGCGGACACGAAUUCUUCGUGCUACAGGCCCUACUUAUCAUGUUCGAAGACUUGAUGCAGCAUCUUAUAGACCAGUUGGAUUUUGUUCAUAUUCCACGAGCUUGUUAUAAGCUUGUUGGAUUCCUAUGGGUUCUGUGCGCUCUAGCCUGGUCUACACCAACCUGGUUUUAUCCAAUGCAGCUUUUAGGAGAAGACUCUUCUGCUCUAGUGCCUUUCAGAGUAACAACUUGGAUCAAGAAAUGGACCCAGGUAUAG